Portunus trituberculatus (swimming crab) is the source of this 1666-nucleotide messenger RNA. RefSeq names its product kynurenine formamidase-like. Lineage: Eukaryota; Metazoa; Arthropoda; Malacostraca; Decapoda; Portunidae. Gene Ontology annotation, molecular function: hydrolase activity. Gene Ontology annotation, cellular component: cytoplasm. The record is from RefSeq and is a predicted model, not a curated record.
UCUCUCUCGUCGAUUCCAAUAGUGAAAAAUGGAGAAGGAGAAGGAAGAGAAGAAGGAGGAGGAGGAAGAGGAGAAGAAGGAGGAGGAAGAGGAAGAAGAGAAGAAGAAGGAAGAGGAGGAAGAGGAAGAUCCAAGCCUUGUAUGGAAGAAAUUCACUGAAACGGAGUUAGAGCACCAGUACUCCCCGUCGAGGUGGUCACAGCGCCAUGGGGAAGAAGUUAUAAUCUCCAAACACGUGGAGGAGGCGCGGCAGAGAAGCGAGGUGGCGCGGGGGUCGGUGGCGUGGCGGGAACAGCGUUACCAUCGGGGUCCGCGCGCCCUGUUGGAUGUCUUCGGGGAGGACCUGCCUGCUCUCUCUCCCCUGCUGGUGUACGUGCGGGGUUACUGGCAACAGCUGGACAAGAAUGUGUCAGCGCAUAUUGUACCUCCCCUGUUUGGCGCCGGGGUGGUGGUGGUGGUGGUAGGCUACGAUUUGGCGCCUCAAGUGGGCGUGGCUGACAUCGUGGAGGAGGUGAGGGCGGCCGUUGUGUGGGCGUGUAAGUUGGCUCGUGAGCGUGGCAGUGUGGGCGUGGUGCUGGCGGGGUGGUCAGCUGGCGGCCAACUUGUCACACAGGUAAGAGAGAGAGAGAGAGAGAGAGAGAGAGAGAGAGAGAGAGUGCAAGUCAUCAUUACUAUUUCGUUGCAACAACAACAACAACAACAACCACCACCACCACCAGGACAACAGCAGCAGCAAGAUCAAGAGCAGGAUCAGUCCCGUUCAAAAGACGCAAACGUAACCUUGGCGCCUUUUUUGACUGUCAUUAAGGGAGUGGUGACUUUGAGCGGGGUGUUUGACUUACGACCCCUUGUUACCACCUACGUCAACCACCCGCUGCAUCUGACGCCAGACACAGCCUGGUUCCUCUCCCCCCUGCGUCACGUGAGGGCGCUGGGUGCUGUCUGGGGGCGGGGCGGGGGGCGUGGAGGGGGCUGUGGGGAAGGGGGCCUGAAAAUGCUGGCCGUGGUGGGGGAAGAAGACCCCCCGGAAUUUAAAAGACAGUCUGAGGAUUAUGUUGAGCUCUCCACAGGCAUGCAACAGAAACGGCCUCGAAUCACAAUUUUUAUCAUAGAUGGCGCUGAUCACUUUUCCCUCGUGGGUGACCUUUUUCUCCCACAAUAUCCCCUGACCUCCCGCCUGCUGACCUUCAUUGACACCUGCUGCGGGAGGAGGAAGGACUGAAGCAGGUGUGGCAGCAGGAUGACAAGCAGGGCGUUAAUAUUAAGAGAAGGAAAAGAAAAAAUGUUAACCUGAUUUUUUUCUUCUUCUUCCGGAAAAAGAUUUAUUUAUUUUUUUUCCUAUUUUCUGGGUAAAUUUGGUGGUAUUAAGGUCAUGUGGGGGUUUGUAAAGGUCAUGUUGGGUAAGGGAAGGUCAGGUCAUGUCUGUGUGUCUGGUGAAAGCAGUAAAUCUUGUGUUUCUAGUAAGUUUCUUAAAAUAGUUUAAAGAAAGGGGUUUUGUGUAAGUCACCCCUUUCAUGUUGGUUUAGUGACACGUUUUCUUUGAUUAUUUCUUAUUUUAUUUUAUUUCGUCUAUUUUAUCUCUAAGAAGUAAUUCAUAUUUUUUAUUUACUCUUGUUAUUUUAUUGUAUUUUUUUUUUCUUUGUAUUUUUAGUUGUUACUUUAAUUG